Messenger RNA from Folsomia candida, 801 nucleotides. RefSeq lists its product as uncharacterized. The record is from RefSeq and is a predicted model, not a curated record. The coding region runs from base 38 to 796 and encodes 252 amino acids. The transcript has 6 exons. NCBI's taxonomy places the organism in Eukaryota, Metazoa, Arthropoda, Collembola, Entomobryomorpha, Isotomidae.
UCGGCCAAUUGGAUCCUCAAAUGUAAAUUCAGCCGACAUGUCCACUCUCCCUCCGAUGCCAUUACUAAAUCUACCAGAAGCUGAACAUAUCGGUCCUGACGCCGAUCUACCGGCAGGAGGACAAACGAGUUCUUUUGGAGAUGGGGGUGGCACCUCGUCACUUUUAAAUGAAGAUACGCCACCAGCCAUCAAUACAGUUGUUCCUGCACCUUUGCGAGUGGACGUAGAAUAUAAUCAAGUUUCCCAUAAUGCAAUUGGAGGACUGGAGUGGACGAUUUCUGACACGUCAACACCCAUUUUCGUUACAAAUAUUCAGGCUGAACAAUGGAAUAAGUUGCUUCAAGAUGUCUCCAACAUCAAAAUCACGUUAAAUAACAUCGAUAAGAAGCUGGACAAUAUCCUAACCAAAGAUUCUGCUCCAAAGGGCCCACCAAUAAUUAAGAAUCCUUUUGAGAAAUUGGAUGAGUUUACUACCUUUGACGAGUCCUUACUUAAUAAUGAUGAGUUGCAGUUAAAAUUGAAAUGCCAUUUAGUACGUGGAGUAGGGGGUAAGGUUCCUGAAGUCGUCAGUGGAAUGCUGAAAAAGUUAUUUACCGAUAAACUGGCCCUUGACAUUAGUCUCAAAGGAUACAAGGGAAAUUACAAUUUCUCAGCCACGGUUAGCUUCAAAGUGAUGUCGGAUUCAGCGAUGGAUAAAAUUCCUGACGUGACCGAGAAGGAAAUUUCUAAAGCUAUGAUUUCGUGGUUCCAGCACGCCAGUGAUCGACUCAAAACAAAAAAGAAUAGUUCAGCGUAAAUUUG